Molecule: messenger RNA, 7987 nt
Organism: Bursaphelenchus okinawaensis
Lineage: Eukaryota; Metazoa; Nematoda; Chromadorea; Rhabditida; Aphelenchoididae
Source: the annotation of a GenBank genome assembly
AUGUCUAGCAAUAGUGGUCGCGACACAGCUGGAGGCCAACUACAUCACAAUCCGGAUUCGUCAGCCAAGAAACGCCAUUCCAGUAAUGACCGAUCAGGUAGCUCACAGUCUUAUUUGUUUUUCAGCGAAGUUUUGUGGCAAGUUGAUUGUCAUAACUCCUGCUUUUGGAGAAAAUAUUACAGUAAAGUUAAUUACGGUGAUAUGGGAGAUAUCUUGAAGGUUUCUCUGGUUUCUGAACAAAGCUAGAACAGAACUAAACCAAAGAGUAUCCAUACCUCAAGCAUCUAAAUUUUCAGAAGAACCGUCUAGCUCGAAGGUGAGGAAAGUGACCCGGAGUGCAGCACAGCCAUGUUCUUCGAGUAGUCAAGGUACGUCGAGUGAAGUAUCAUCCAAGAAGAGUUCCGAGCUUCGAUUCUUGACCGACUUUUUCCCCGAGCAGGAUCAGUCCAGGCCAUUGACUCGUUCUCGGACUCGUCACGUUGAAAGCAGAUUAUCAGCCCCAAAGACUCGAGUAAAGGGCAGCCGGUCGAAGAAGACCAAAAGUUCUAGCCUACAGGUUCCGAAGGCAUCUUCUCCUUCUUUGGACGAUCAGCAAUUGUAAGUUGAUGCAAGUCAUUAUAGUUUUAACGAAUAAUAACGACCGGUUGUUCGGAAAACUGGUGUUAAAAUUAAGUUAAUAUCAAAGUCUAUAUGAUAUUAAACUGGGUUUUCAUGUCAUCUAAACCCAAGAAGUAUUGGUAAAAGCUAUAUUGGAAUUUCAGUUCGAAUUUGACAGUACCAGAGUCAGAAGUCAGUGGAUUUUCAGUCAAUUCAAUUUCAACUACAGAUACGGGUCAUACUUUUGUCUCUGCUGUGAGUUAACGUUUACUGUAAUGUUAAUGUAUAUAGUCAAAACAUAAUAGUACCCAGUUGAAAUCACGAAUAACAUUACAUUUCACAUUGAGAAAAAAGCAAAAGAAACACGUAAAAUAGUAUGGAUGAAAGAUAAGAUACAGUAUGUAAAUGGCUGUUUCAUGUAAUCACGAUGUACACGGCGACUGUUUAGAUAGAAGUACGAGACACAGCAGAAUCAGACGAAGCCGCUUUUGUGAGUGGUGAAGAAAGCACGAGCACGGUGAUAAUGUCAGCUACAGGAUCUCAGGACACAGAAAACACAGAUUCUAAUCAGGGAUACGAGCCUCCGUCCACGGGCCAAGAUGAAGCCACCAACCCCACAUCACAUAUCUUAGCGAGGUGAGAUAAGUUUGACAAAAAAGUAUAUAUCUAUUCUUAUUUUAUCAGAAAAAACUAAAACAACAUCAGGUCACAUCUUUUUGAUACGAAGUGGAUAACUAUAAUGCCUCUAACAUAACGUAGUUUUUGAUGCUUUUAACGUAAAAAACAUUUCUGAUGCCGUCGUAAAGGGCAAGGCAGCAGAGGCGUUGUACCCACACCCCCUGAAUUUGAUGCCGUCUUGCGCAACUACCUCUGCGUUUGUUUCAGAUCUCAACACGUCCAACGAGCGUCCGCUUUCCUGGGCAGUCUUGUGCCGCGAAUGCAACAUCUCCUUGGAGGUUCAGCAGGAGCGACAGGGUUUAAUCAAGUCAUGGCUAGUGAUUAUGUGCCUCGUAAGUAGUAAAUUGUAUUUAUUGUAAUUUAGGUAUUUCAAUACUUCAUAACAAUAUCGUUGAGAUAAAAUUAUUGCGAAAAUUGCUAAUUAAAAAAACCUAAGUCAAUAUCUUUAGAUCUUCGAAUUGUCUCACUUCUGGAGGACUUGAGAUGCGAUUCCAACGAACUGAAACAAUCCGAAGCAUGUGGCGAGAUUUCCGAAAUGCUUCUUCUGGGAAACGAGGAAAGCCUUCCGAACUUCCCUAUCAGAGAGUUGGUUCUCUGUCUCAUUAACUUACUCCACAAGGAACACAACUUCGAAUUGAUGUUAAGUGCUUCGAGAUGCAUCAGCAAUCUUCAGGAAGCUCUGCCAAGAUCUCAUUCAAUUCUAACCGAAGCCAUACCGGUUCUGAUUCUGAAGCUACAGAAGAUUGAGUAUAUUGAUGUAGCUGAACAAGCACUGUUUAUUCUGGAAGUAAUUUCAAGAAGGAACGCCAAAAGUAUAUUGGCCAACAACGGUGUCUUCUCUGUUAUCAACCACGUCGACUUCUUCUCGAUCAGUACUCAGCGUGUCGCCUAUCAGAUCGCCGCCAAUUGUGCUGCGUAUGUUGGCGCUACAGACUUUCAUUUGGUACAGGAAUCCUUGGCAGAGAUCACGGAACGAAUCCACAUUGAUGACAAAAGAUGCAUCGAGUACAUUUGCGUCUUCUACAGCCGGCUGGUGGAGAACUUGAAGUACUAUCCGCAAAGAUUGCGACAAAUUGCGGGUCCAAAUCAUCAAGUCCUUCAGAUAUUCUUGAAUCUUAUGGCGAUUCAUCCAGGACAAGUCAACUCUAACACCUUCCUGAAUUUGAUCAAGACUCUCCGACACAUGGUGACGAGCUGUGGGGAUCUGGCUGUGGCAUUGUAUUCUAUGGAAAUUGCCAAAGUCAUCAGAUUCCUGCUGAUUGGCCACGAAAGGCCGAAUUCUGUAGACAAUUCCUACGCAGAUUCCAUCACUACUCGACCUUCUCAACAACUCAGAGAGAUAGUGGACUUGUGUGGCGAACUUUUGCCAAAACUACCGGUCGAUGGCAUUUUCGAGAUCAACAACUACAUGGAACAAUACCUGAAUCCAAGUGCCUACAUCCAGAACAGUCGGAAUCGACCUCAGACCACAACUACUGCCUGGAUGUACAAAAGUUUGGAGUCGGGCAGAAACUAUGGCCAAUGGGUAAUGUUCUCUCAAGCUGAUCAACAGACUUUGGAAAGGAACCGAUCUCUGGGAUCUACCUUGGUAACGAUGGAGAUCAAUGGCCAGAUAGCCGAGAUCGACUUCAUCGCUUCUGUAUGCAGAUUUAUCGGGAGUGGAGCUCAGACUCCUAUUACGAGGAAAGUCUGCAACACAAGUCGUGAGUUUUUAAUUUGAAUUUUGAGUUUAGGUUGUAAUUUUUAAUUCCUUUUCUCGUCUGGGUAUACUGUAAGGAUUUUUUCUGAAAUUAAAAGAACGAAUUAACUAACUCAUUUGAUGUUCAUUUUUAGAAGACCAACGUGAUGUUUUAAAGACAGACCACAUCAGUCGACUACUGGAGUAUAUCGUCUCGAUCUUUCCGUUGUUGGUAGAGAUCGGAGCAAGCUCAACAUGUUCAACAUUGAAGUACGACUGUAUGAGAGUGAUGUUGAGGAUGGUAUAUGCGGUAGAUGGGAAGGCCCAGCUCCUGACAUUCCUGGAGAAAGUUCCCUUAGCUAGCUACAUCUCCAAUACGUUGUCGAGCAGUAAGAACUUGGCUUUGGUUUGUUUGGCCAUGCAAAUCACACACGUUUUGAUGGAUAAACUCCCUGAUUUAUAUACUCCGUUGUUCGAAGCUGAAGGUAAGAGUUUGGAUAGUUAAAUAUCGUGAUAAUAUCGUUACUAUCUAGAUGUGUGUGGGAUUUUAUAUUUUUUUUUACUGGUUGACAACUUCAUUUUAGGCGUGUUCUACGAAAUCAAGAAGCGAAUGCAGUCGUCGUCCGCGAAAGCUGAAGUUAAAGCUCCAGAACUUACUACUACAGCUCAGGAACGAGUGGAUGAAACAGUAUCGAGUUCCGUUGGAACUCCAGCUGUAGCAGCAUUAAACAGACUUCUGGCUGCGAGACAACAUCAACCUGCUCCGGUGUCCAUAAUCAACCAACAACUCGGCAUUCCAGCGAUGGCUUUACCUAACAUCUCCAACUUUGCCAUGUCACUGAACCAACCCUACGACCCGAAUGUUCCGUCCAAUGUUGUUGUAGCCAACUCCUCCAACUACCAAGCCUCUAAUUUACGGUAUUCGACAGAUGUGGGCAGAGCUGGUCUUCAGCCUCAUUUCUUCUCGACGGUGCCACUACAAAACUCGACUGCUACACUCUACCAAAGCCUUCAGAAUGCUGUCAGUUCAGCGUAUUCAAACUCGGUCUACGGCCUCAAUUAUGCGUCGAUUGCCAGUUCCAUGGACUACGCGUCAUCGUAUGUUUCACAUUCAUCAUCUACUUCAACUACGGCUCUGAAGAACGAAGCGAUCGAUAAGUUUAAAGCCUUUAUCAGAUCUGAAUCCGAUAUCCUGAUUCAACGGUACGAAGAGUCCGAGAAGCUCGCUUCUGGAGACUACGAUGGAGUCAUUAUCCUAAAGGACAUUGCUUCUCAGCUCGAAGCUCCAGUCGACUGUGGCACAAAGCCUCUGAAGCUUCUGGCAGAUGUUCUACUCGAACGAGAAAUCAGUGCUUUCCAUAUCAAUCAUUCCGGUAUCAUUCCAGCAUUAACUGCCUACUUAUGUGAUAAAAAAGAACGGGAAACCGACCGGUUGACCAGACUUCGACGUUUUGCUUCUGUAUUCAUGAUGCUAACGGUAGGUGUUGAGCCGAUGCUGUUAAAGUUGUAUUUUCUGGUCUUUGAUAUACUUAUUAACCAGUUACCUUUCAGCCAGAUAAUCUGCGACCAGUCGGUAACGACGAACACUUUCAAGCCUUCAGUAAACUAGUCUCCAAGUUGAUCUUGGCCAUUGAACGCCUGGAGCAGUUCAAUGUGCGGGUCACAAAUCUCAGCGGAAACCUAUCAAAUCUUUCGAGCUCGUCGUACUCGUCCAGUAGCACGUCCAGCUCCUUCUCCGGAAUCGGGUCCAAUUCGUAUUUGAGAGGCGCUCAAGCACUACGCUUCUUCCAAUCACAUCAGAUUCGGUGUAAUCUGAAGCGACAUCCAUCAUGUAAACAGUUGAGAGAGUGGAGAAGAGGUAGAGGGUCUAUCAAGGUAGAUCCGUUCACUUCUAUCUCGGCUAUUGAACGAUAUCUGGUGGACAGAGGCAUCGGCACGACUUCACAGGAUGAAGAAUCUAGUGAAAAUGAUGACGUAUGUUUUUUAAAUUUUAUAUGUUGUGUUUAGGUGGAUACUUUUAGUAGUAUUAAUAUACGGAAUACUUUUGUAUGAUUACCGAAAAAACUCUUUCAUGAAUCUUCAUAUUCUAGGAGACCGUGUAUGCCAAUUUGGCUUCAUUCAAAGGAAGGAUCGAAAUCCUAAUCGGCGAUCACAAACUUCCAUCUGACAUGUCGAUUCUCCAAGCGAUUCGUCAAUAUUCUUUGCCUCGUGAUGACGACGAUCAGGAAACAAUCCCUCCAAGCAUCUGGGUCGCUGGACACACUUUAUACUACAGAGCUGUCGUGGAAGAACCUGAUCUGAACGAGCCAUCAACAUCCUCAGGUCACGCUAAUUCUGGAGAGCCUAGUACAAGUGAAUCAGCCAGAACUUCAAUGUCACCAUCGAGGAAGGUGGCGAGGAUUCAGAAGUCAGUCACGAAGAAAAUUAAGGAUAAGAAGACGGACAAAAAGACCAAGGUUAAAGAUGAUCGUGGAGUUUUGUUGGGUAGGUACUAAGAAGCAAGGUUGUAAGGCUAUUGGUUUGAUACAGUUACAUUUUGUAACAUAGCUCACGUCAUGCCAAAAGAGGAAAUAAAGACAGAGUGACAUUUCGUGUAAAAAACGAUGCGAAGUGUGAAAUUCUAUUUUUUGUAAAAAAUUGUUUGAAAUUAAUCGGUCGGAAUUUUGAAAAUGAAAUUCGUUUGUGGUAAACUUGUAGUGUGAUAUCUGGACGAUUCUUUGACGGAUCAAGACCAGUUUGGCCUUCAAAGAACCGCCGAAACAUAGCGAAUUUUUUAAUAUUUGUUACAGCUCAAAAUAUGAUUUAUUUUAACUAUUAUUUGAUAAUUUCACACGUUUCUUUCAACAUUUUAAAUAUUUAUUUUAUUUUUUGAAUCAAUAUUUGAGACUUUUGAGUUAACGAAAUGCCACGGCCACCUUAGUUCCAUUUUUCUUUUAUUUUGGCAUGAUGUGUAGCUCAUUGUUUUAAUAUCAUACAGAUGGUCAUGUACCUCCAAGGAAAUACCUCUUGGACAAGUAUCUGGAUGGAAAGUUGGAUGAGAAUCUAGACGAUCCGUCGAUCAAUGACCUGGUUCUUCUGAAGGCCUUAUGUGGAAUCAACAAGUACUGGUGGUGCCUCUAUCUUGAUGAACAUGUCCUUCCAACAACUUAUGCUCCUAUUUUGUCAGAAAAGUUAGUUUUAACUCAAAGUUGUUUUAGUAAUUUACUGUCGAGUAUUUCGUAUUGUAAAUCUACUGUUAUGACGUUAAUUGUUUUCUUUUAGCUGCUUCAUUUCCCAAAAACUGAAUUCCAAAGUGUCCCGUCAGUUGUCAGACUUCUUGACCGUAGCCACACAACAGAUUCCAGCAUGGACAAAGAGUAUCAUCAAAUCAGUGUAAGUUAAUAUACCACCUUAUGUGACUUUCAUUAUGAUUGGUGUAUUCCGCAUUCUUACUUUUGUAUUUUAGGCCGUUUGCUUUCACCUUCAUCAACCGUCGCAACUUCUUGUACUGCACAGCUUUCGGACGCGAUCGUGCCUUGAUGCAUUUGGUAAACGAAACCAACCCAGAUGAUCAUGAAUCUGAAUCCAACUCUCGUUUGGUACCCAGAUUGGAGAGGAGAAAGAUUGUCAUCAACCGGUCGAACCUCUUGAAGAGUGCGCAAGAUCACCUGACGACUCUAGGAAGUUCAAAACCGUUGUUAGAAGUCAGUUUUGACAAUGAAGUUGGUACUGGAUUCGGUCCGACCUUGGAGUUCUACUCAACCUUGAGUCAAGAGCUUCAGAAGGCGUCUCAUGGCUUCUGGAGUGGUACAAAGAAUACGUUGAUGAUUGACGGAAAAGAAGAGGAGUUCAUCACCGGUGAGAACGGGCUCUACCCCAUACAUUCCAUGAAUCCGGUGUCCAAGAACAUGGCCAAGAAGUUUGAGUUCUUAGGCCGAUUAAUGGGACAAUCUCUUCUCGAUUCCAGAAUUGUAAGUGACAUACUUUAAGUAACUUGUACAGUUUUAACUGUUAUUGGUUUCAAAACGAAUAUUCUUUCUAUUUUAUGCCUAUUUUGCUAUUGUAGCUGGAUCUCCCAUUGGCUGUACCAAUAUUCAAAUGGCUGUUGGGUCAACAAGAUACCCUCGGAGUGUGGGAUAUGGAAGAACUCGAACCUACCAUCUACAACUCGUUAAGACAAAUGAGCAGACUAGAUAAUGACAGUAUCAAAGAACUCGAGAUCCCAUUCAGUUACCCCGGUCAAGACAACUUCCACUUAUACAAACAUUCCGAUAGUAAAAAUGUGACAUACGAUUCUUUCGGUCAAUUCGCUCAAGUAAGUUUGUCACUUGGUGUCUUAGUUUCGUAUAUUAACAAGUUGCUUUCGUUGUUUGACUAUGUUAUACUUGUUUUUGAUUAAAUUUGGGGUUUUUCAGCUCGUAAGUCAUUGGAGAUUGGUCGAAGGAGUCAAGUUGCCAAUGGAGUCGCUGAGAAAAGGCUUUCAACAAGUCAUCAAUAUCGACCACCUGAAUAUCUUCGAAGCCAAAGAAAUGGAAUCUCUGUUUUGUGGCAGUUCAGACAAGGACACCGACACUUUGUGGUCCAGUUCUCUGCUCCAUCAAUGUAUCCGACCAGAUCACGGCUACACUCACGAAUCCAAAGAAGUCCACUGGUUGGUGGAGAUGCUCGAGGAAUUCAGCAGAGAAGACGUAAGCUUUUUGGUUUGUGUUUUAUCUGAUAUUAAUUUUUGGGACAUCUUCAGAUGCUGUUUAGUCUCGUAAUUGUUUGAAAAAGAUAUUUUUCUUGACUUUAUUUUUAUUGUCUUAUUUUUAGCGCCGCAAGUUCCUGCAAUUUGUGACCGGCUCUCCUCGCCUUCCAGUUGGAGGUUUCCGAGCACUUCAUCCACCUUUGACAGUAGUCAAGAAGACGGCGUCUUAUGGUAACACUGACCAAGAACUACCUUCAGCCAUGACAUGUUACAAUUAUCUGAAAAUCCCCCCGUACACUACCAUCGAGAUCUUUAAAGAGCGGUUCCAAGUCGCUUUGCAAUAUAUUUAUAGCUUCCACUUGACAUAA